UCCUCCUCCUCCUCCUCCUCCUCCUCUUCUGCCUAGACUAGACUAGGCCCUCAACGGCUAUCUCCCUCGAAAACUUUCCCCAUCUCGAGCAAGAAUCCCGAGAUCCCACCCUUUACCAGCCAUGAGGCCCGAGGAAGAACCGCCCGCCUUCAACCUGACCGAGGUCGACCGUCAGGUCCUCGCGCAGACCGACGAGGAGUUCAUUCUGCAUGACUGGGAGGACCUCAAGUCCAUCAUCGCCCGCAACGACCUCGGGAUCCUAAAACGCAAACCGUCCGACCUCCUCCGCUACCUCGCAUGGUCCAAAGAAACCAAACUAAAGUAUGGCACAAUAACCAACUACAUCUGUAAACAGCGCCUAGGAUGGCCCCUCCCCACCCCCUUCAAAAAUCCCACCCCCUUCGCCGACCCAUCCGACUACAAGAUCCUGCGCAACGACUGGCCGUACGGGAUGAGUCCCGGCAUCACGCACCUGGUCGUGUGGCUGCGGACGCCUGUGGCGGUGAAGGAGGAGAACGGGGAUGUGACGGAUGAGUCGAGGGCGUUGAUUGAGGGGUUUGUGCAGCGGACAUUUGUGGCGCGGAUUGCUGAUGCGGAUGGGGAUGGGGAUGCGGGGGAUCGCGUGCUCUGGUUUAAGAAUUGGACGGCGCUGCAGAGUGUGAGGAGUUUGGAGCACGUUCAUGUUUUGGUUAGGGAUGUGCCGGAGGAGUUGUUGUGGGAGUGGACGGGGGAGGGGCCGCCGAGGCACUGAUUGAUCGAGUCUUUUGGGGGUGUAAGGGGAGGGGGGAAGUCCUACAGAUAGGCAAGGAUACUACAUAGAAGAGAGUUAGAGUGAGGAGUAAAUAAGAAGUGAGCAAGGAGUGAGUGAGAAAUGA
Aspergillus heteromorphus CBS 117.55 is the source of this 875-nucleotide messenger RNA. Its product is annotated as GIG1 family protein. The record is from RefSeq and is a predicted model, not a curated record. Bases 122 to 751 code for a protein of 209 amino acids. Gene Ontology annotation, biological process: N-acetylglucosamine metabolic process. The transcript has 2 exons. Gene Ontology annotation, cellular component: cytoplasm. Lineage: Eukaryota; Fungi; Ascomycota; Eurotiomycetes; Eurotiales; Aspergillaceae.